Molecule: messenger RNA, 4535 nt
Organism: Papaver somniferum (opium poppy)
Lineage: Eukaryota; Viridiplantae; Streptophyta; Magnoliopsida; Ranunculales; Papaveraceae
Product: probable LRR receptor-like serine/threonine-protein kinase At1g07650
Exons: 13
Coding region: 855-2723 (622 amino acids)
Biological process (GO): protein phosphorylation
Molecular function (GO): protein kinase activity; ATP binding
Source: RefSeq, a predicted model, not a curated record
CAUAUAUCGAGACCACCGACUCACCCGUCUCCUUCAUUUCUUUCUCUCUCAACACUUUUUGUUUUUUUCUCUGCAACUGAAAUCGUUCAAGUGAGCUUAAGCUGAAGAAAAAUUAGACGAUUAAGUGACUGAGUCUGAAUCUACGUUGUCUAUCCAACAAGAUUAUCAUCGACUUAAAAGUUUCUGGGAAUGGAUUCCGAUGAAAAGUUGUUACUGGGAAUCUUAAAGUUGGAUUUGGUUAAUUGCUGAUAGCCCUCUCAGAACUAAAAUGAUAUGUGGUUUCGAGUGGUUCUUAUGCAUGUGAAUAUAUGUGAAAUCCGUGUAAAGCUCCAUGGGGUGUUCUGCCUGUCUAAAAUUGAAAGGAGAGAUACUGAGAUAUGUAAACUUAAAGUGGAAGUUGUUGGUGGAAAUUUGGCGGGAUUCAGCCUUGAAUGCAUUCUGGCUAUACGGAUAUGGGUGAGACAAAGAGAACUCCGCACUGACUGUGUGUCUCCUUAAAAACUUGCCCGAAGAGAAGAUAGCAAGAUUCUCUGAACUUGCCCGGGAUUACUACAUAUUAGUACCUGAUGAUGCAAAGGCCGAGAAGGCAAUCAGAACACUAUUGAGGCUAGCAUAUGGGAGAUACUGAUCUAAAAUAGCAAAUCACUAUAGAUCAUUUGCGACCCACGCAUAUCAUCCAUGAGAAUCCGCAACAUUGACGACUGGACUUUCAUUUUGCGACUUGUUUAACAGUGACGGGUUUAAGGCUGCAUCUAAGAAAGGAAGGGACACACAAAAGGUUCAAGCCCUAAACCAUACUAAUGGCACACAGACUUUUGCCAGAAAAGCAUAUGAAAUGCUGAAAGAAGUGAAAAAUGGUAAAUUUCAUUGGGGCUGAUCGAUUUAAUGGUAGGGAUACAUGUGAUAUUAGUAGUUCAAACAUGCUAUUCCCACAGUUUUACCAUAAUUGUUAUAGCAUUUAUUUAUCACAUUUCAUAGAACAUGAGGAAUAUGAAAGUGGAUAUUUCACUUUGAAACUCAUAAAAGCUGCUACUCAAAAUUUCAGUCCAGCAAAUAGGAUUUGUAAACAUGAACGACUAUACAAGGGAGUUCUUCCAAAUGGGGUGAAAGUCACAGUGAAACAAUUACAUGAGCAUCUCAUGUUCAAAAACGAAGUAAAGUUUCUGUCAACCCUCAGACACCCAAAUCUUGUCAGAUUGUUUGGACACUGUACUGAGAACAACCAACAGUUACUAGUGUAUGAGUACAUGGAAAAUGGCUGCUUGAGUAACGCACUCUCCGGUGGUAAUGAAAAUGUGAGAAAGAGGCUCAACUGGCGCACCAAAAUGAGGAUAUGCCUUGGAAUAGCAAAUGGUCUUGCUUUCCUACAUCAGAAAGAUGAAUUAAAGGCCAUAAUUGUUCACAGAAAUAUUCAGCUUCCCAAUAUUUUUCUCGAUAAGUUUCUUGAUCCCAAGAUAUCUUAUUUUGGUUUAGCUAAGCAUUUUGGAGCAGAUGCCACGCACUGUACCACUGCAGUGCGGGGUUCAAUAGAAUAUAAUGCCCCGGAGUAUUUAAAGAAAGGUUCAAUAACAGAAAAGGUUGAUGUAUUCAGCUUUGGAGUAUCCAUAGUACUUGUACUUUCAACAGAAAAGAGAUCUAUAGAUCUUGAAAGACUCGAUAGCGAUGCAAUCCUUUUAAACCAGGCCAAGGGUUUACAUCAGAAGGGAGAUCUUCUGUCAUUGAUUGAUGAAGACUUGACGCCAAGCAAUUCAUUGAAAGAAGCAACCAUGUUAUUGGAUCUGGCAAUGUUAUGUACUUAUGAAUCCCCAGAGUUGAGGCGUUCCAUGUCAGAAGUAGUGAACAUUCUUGAAGGAAAUACUACAAUGAAGACCCCUCCAGUUGAUCCACUGUAUGCGGCAACAUUCAGUUGUGAGGAUUUCAUGUCUGUAAUUGGAAGUGCAAGCAGCAGUUCAUCAUAUACAAAGCUGACAAGUGACGGGUUUGUUUAUAAUCCUUGCGAUGACUGGGAUGGUGAUGAUGCAUCUUUAUCCUAUCAAGUUGCAUCAAAGGUAAAGGAAAAAAAUACUCGUCCUGAACUUCAUAAUGAAGGCGGAGAAGGGAAUGGUAAAGUUGAGUAUGCUAAACUGUCUGUAGAAACACAAGAAAUGUAUGAAACCCCAGCUUUUAGUUUAAGAUAUAUUGAAGUUGCAACCAGAAAUUUCAUCCCAGCAAAUAAGAUUGGUCAAGGUUCUUUUGGUUCAGUUUACAAGGGAAUGGUUCCUAAUGGAAAGAUGAUUGCAGUGAAGCAACUUUCCCCUGAAUCAUCUGCCCAAGGGAAAGUGGUGUUUCUGCAUGAAGUAAACACUAUUUCUACCUUAAGACACCCAAAUAUUAUUAGAUUGUUGGGACACUGUGUUGAAAACAACAAACACCUAUUAGUGUAUGAGUACAUGGAAAAUGGGUGUCUAGACAGAGCUAUAUUUGGUAAGUCAUUACUGCACUCGUAUGGUCAACUUCAUUACUGCACUCAAGGAAUUCAGUUAUUCUCGUCGAUAAAUAAAAGUUCCUGGUUCUCAGGUCUAGUGAAUUUGAAGAACAAACUUAGUUGGCCAGCAAGACUUAGAAUUUACCCAGGAAUAGCAAAGGGUCUUGCAUAUCUGCAUGAUGAAAACUCAAAAAUGAAGAUUGUUCACAGAUAUAUUAAACUUUCAAAUAUCUUGCUUGAUAAAGAUCUCAAUCCUUAGAUAUCAGAUUUCGGGUUAACCAUGAAUUACAACAGAGAAAUCACAUAUAUCAAGACUGGUCUAGCAGGAACAGUAGGAUAUAUGGCCCCUGAAUAUGUGAUACAAGGAAAAGUAACUGAGAAAAUUGAUGUAUACAGCUUUGGAGUAGUAACCCUUGAACUCAUGACUGGAUAAAAUAGAAUUCAAUCGAAGACAAAGCAUGGAAGCAGUUCCCUUCUAGAUUUGGUAAGUUAAUUUCUUUCUUCAUCUCUCUUGAAAAGAAAGAGAAGAUAGUCUUACAAUUACAAAUUCAAAUAAUAUAAAAUUACGGAUGUCCACUUGCAAUAUUACAUUAACCACUUGGAAUGGGAUUACAAGCCCGUGACUUUCAUCAAAGGGGAGAUCUUCUUGGACUAUUUGAUCAAGAUGUGAGGAUGAAAAUUCCAGUGAAAGAAGUGGAAAUGGUAUUGAUUUUGGCAAUCUUGUGUACAAAUUAUGAUCCGGAGUUAAGACCUGCUAUGUCAGAAGUAGUGGACAUUUUAGCAACCUUAUGUUCUAACUCAAACUGCACAGCAAGUAUUCACUCUACAACGAACGUUGCUGACAUACCAAGCCCCAACUUAAGCAGUACUGCAAUGCACUAUGUCAAUGCUGUUUCUUCGAAUGAUGUGCCUGACUAUAAUGAUGGGGUUGCUACAGGUUCUUCCUCUAAUAAUGUACCAGAAGUGGAUGAAAUCAAUAAAGAUAUUGAGUUCCAUCGUGAUUUUAUUUCCAAUGAAAACGUUUCUGUUGGUGAAGUCGGGAAGAGUGAUAUGCCAUUAUACCAAGUGACUGAUACAUCAGCAGAACCACUGGGAUUGAAUAUUAACCGGCAGACUUCUUCAUUUUCAAAGGAUAUAUACUACCAAAAGGGAGUUCAAUGUAAGCUUGGAUUUUUUGAACCCUCCUUUAAAGAAGGAAAACUCCAGAUUGAAUUUUCUGACGAAGAGUUCAGAGCCGUAUGCGAUGAAUGGGAAAAUUCCUUAGUAGGCUUUUUCGUGAGUGAAGAUGUCCCCUUCAACAUGGACCUAAAGUGGGAUUGGAAGUUGAUGCUUGAAAGAAUUGAUAUGGGAUCUCUUCCAAUCUGGGUAAAGAUUUACAACUUACCGCUCAUUUUUUGGACUCCUACUGUUCUCAGUAAAGUUGGGAGUGGACUAGGGACUCCUCUGUAUGCUGAUCAGAAGACACGGAACAAACAGCAAUUAGCUUAUGCCAUGCUUUGCAUAGAAUUUGACGCUAAUAAGACAUUGCCGGAGUCUCUGUGUAUUCUAGUGAAAGGUAUGGAGUAUCAUCUAAAUUUGGAAUAUGAUUGGAAACCCUUGAGGUGUGAAAUCUGUUGCGCUUUUGGUCACACAGACUUGAGUUGUAGGGGGAAGAUGAAGGCUAAGAAACAAAACUAGGUUCAAGUUUGUUGCUUGCACAUAUUGUUGGCACAGCAGAGAACUAAGAUGAAUGGAGGAAGGUUUUUCGCUGAAGCUAGUCAUGAGGUUGGAGACCCUCCAACAGCAACAACAAAGGAUCCACUUUCUGAAGGGAGUUGCUCGCCUUUUAGCUUAGCUCUUUCUGUGCCUUCUUUUCCACCUCUCACAUUCUCAAGUUUUCUUAUGCAUAACACCUGAAGAAAGUUCGAACUUGCUAACUCUGCAAUACCCCAUGUAAAAACCUAAUGUUUCAAGGCACGUGAGGCUUUCUGUAGUGUGUCGGUGCGUAUUUUACGAUCUCUUGUUCAUCCCACGAUCUCUUGUUCAUCCCAAUUGUCGAACACUAUGAAUAAUCGAUGUUGAACUAACUGAA